CAAUAAAUAGGCAAUCAAGUUACACAGAGCAUCUCAUCAGGAAAAUCAAUAUUCACAGAGAGAAACGAAAUUUGCUUAGUUUGUGGGGAAAGAAAUUGUAAUGGCUUCUUCCAAGAUAUGCAUCAUCAUUGCCAUUGCAGCUGUGUUUGUUCCUUCAAUUUUGGCUACAGAAUUUGUGGUUGGUGAUGAGACAGGAUGGACUACCAACUUUGAUUAUCAAGCUUGGGCUCAGGGAAAGGAGUUCCAUGUUGGAGACAAACUUGUUUUUAGGUAUUCACCAGGAGCUCACAAUGUGAUCAGAGUUAAUGGAACUGGAUUCCAACAAUGUAAGGCACCUGAUGGCGCGGAGGCCUUGACCACUGGAGAAGAUACUAUCCCACUCACAUAUCCGGGCAAGAAAUGGUACAUUUGUGGUGUGAGCAACCAUUGUGAGUCUAAGAACAUGAAACUUACCAUAACCGUGUUGUCGGAGUUGGGAUCUCCAGCGACUUCACCUUCUCCCAACCAAACCCCAGUACCGGCAUCAACAGGCAACAUUGCUUUAUUAGGAUGUUGUGGGUGGAUUAUUGUUGCCAUAGCUGGAAUUCUUGGAAUGGUCAUGGUUUAAUCUAUGGUCGUACAAGAAUAAUUCUUUUAUUUCUGGUUAAGUGUGUUUGAAUUCUUUUGGCUUGUAAUAGUGUUUGAUUGCUUGGAAUUUAUUUUAAUCAAAAUGUUUCACCAAGUAUGUUAAUUUAAGAGGCAAGUUAUUGCCUGCUUCGCUA
Molecule: messenger RNA, 761 nt
Organism: Hevea brasiliensis (rubber tree)
Lineage: Eukaryota; Viridiplantae; Streptophyta; Magnoliopsida; Malpighiales; Euphorbiaceae
Product: blue copper protein 1a
Exons: 2
Coding region: 101-607 (168 amino acids)
Cellular component (GO): plasma membrane
Molecular function (GO): electron transfer activity
Source: RefSeq, a predicted model, not a curated record